AUGCCAUACAUCGCACCGGGGAGUAUGCAAGUACAACCUAUAGCGGUACCGAUCAGCAAGGUCCAUCAACUCGCAGAAGGUAAAGUAUCAUCUACAUCCAACGACGACGUGUCGACACCCAAACCAUCUGAUUCAUCAAGCGAUUUAUCCCAACCUACCGAUCUUAUCUCAACAGCAGAAUCUGAUUCGAAUGGAUUAUCGCUCGAUUCUUUGACAUCACAAUUAGCUUCUUCAUCCAUACAUUCGACUUCUUCAACACCUCCUUUGGAAGAAUCGAGUAGAUCUCAACAUCAAUCGUCACCUGCGGCUUCAUCGGUCGUUAGCUUACCAGAACAAGGAGAUGGAUAUUUGGAUGAGGUGAAAACUCCUAAAUCGGAUACGAGUCUGAAGAGACUGGCGGAUGACGAGGAGGAGGAAGGGAAGAAGGUAGCUGGUGAAUUGCAGACACAAGCUGCUGUCACUCAGGAAAUGGAAAAUGACGCGUUGGCAGCGUAUAGAGAAAGGUUGUAUGCGUAUACCCACUCCCUCUGGAUCCAAGCGAAACUAUCAUCUUCCCGAGCAGAACGUAGAAGACAGAGUGUGUCGAUUCAUGGAUUUACCAACAAGCAAAGUGGGAUGGAGAAGAUGGCUGCUAAGAAAGCACUCGCUAAACGACUCAAUGGAUAA
Molecule: messenger RNA, 666 nt
Organism: Kwoniella shivajii
Lineage: Eukaryota; Fungi; Basidiomycota; Tremellomycetes; Tremellales; Cryptococcaceae
Exons: 3
Coding region: 1-666 (221 amino acids)
Source: RefSeq, a predicted model, not a curated record